AUGACGGUUGGCAGGGAGAGAGGGAAGCGCUCCGGCUUUCCAUCUAGGUGGUGUUGGCUACGCGAGCGGCCCUUUCCUCCUUUCCCGCCGCGUCGAGAGCGCGACCGCCGGCAGUCGCGAGCUCCCUCCCGACCGUUCUUCCGUGCGCGCCCACGCGACCCUCCCCCCGGGGCGCGUCGUGUCGUUCGCGACGACGGUUGUUUUUUCUGUGGCAGACGAAGCCACCCCCGAGAUGAGUGCCCAGCAUCCGGAGCCACAUGUUUCUCGUGUGGCCGUGAGGGACAUUUUGCAAAUGUGUGUCGAAGCCGACCGAGGCACGACCGGGAUCAUCGUCAACUGGCCCUUCCUGCUGGCCGGCGGGUCUCUGCCCGCGGCUACUACGAGCAUCGGCAAGCAAGGCCUGGUCCUACAAGGAUUCAAGGCAUCACCUUCCCGGACUACGAGCUCCCGGCAACAAUCUACACCGUCGUGCCGCCCGAUGAUUUUCCGGAGCGGUGCCGUUUCUGUGGUGGCCCCUGCCACCCGAGGAAGUUUUGUCCGGCCGCACACCGUCGCUGCUUCUCCUGCCAGAAGCAAGGUCAUCUAGACCGUGUCUGCGAGAGUCGACCCCGGUGGCCACGACUCGACCGUGGGGGGCCUAGCAACCCUCCCACCGUGUUCGCGUCCGCCCACCGGAGGCAUCCAGUUCUUCUUGCUGCAGCCCCGCCUGCAGCCCGGCCGGCUCCCCAAGAGCCGCCUGUUCCUGUUCUUGGUCCGGCCAGCCCGGACACCACCAAUCCAGACCCCGAGGGUCCACAACCAGCCUCGAGUUCCCGAGGCCCCCCCCUCUUCUUCCUGAGGGUCCUGUUCCAACUGAGAGUGUAUCUUCCAGCACCUCCUUUGAGGGUGCACCAGAACCAGUGCCAGUGCAAUCACCUGUGAGUGGGUGUUCGGUACCCAUCACAACGCAGCCCAAGCCGUUCCCCAGACCGGAGCCACCAGAGCCCCAGGGUCCAGACGCCUCCGCGCAAGAGUGUCGUCGGCGGCUACCAGACGUCCUGAAGGACUAUUUUAUUAACUCUUUUGGACUGGGUUCAAGAUAUUUGUGAACAUUCAGUGAAUUUUUUUCUUAUCCAGCUUACUGCCCCAGCGCAGCCUUUUCCAUUGUGUGCUUUCCGCAAAUCUUUUGCGACGUGCUUUUUCCUUUUCAUUAAUUUCACAUUUUCCAGUGUCUUGACAUAGAAAUGUCAUUUCAUUUCAGUACAUUUCCAUACUUCCCAACUGCCCUGCAGUUUGGCGUCAGUUUUCGGGAAAAAAGUCUAUUCAAUUUUUUUUCCUAAGAGAGGGAAGGAUAGGUAGUUAUUUUUUUUUAAGGAAAAGAAAGUGUAUUUCAAUUUUUUCAUUUAAGUAGUUCUCGCCACACUAGCCAGAUGGCGCCACCGUUACACCAUUGUCCGUGUUAUCAGGGUUGCGUCCCCGUGGCGCUCAACCCCCACGUUGUUGACCGUUAAAUAAAUGAGUUACGACCCAGCCA
Messenger RNA from Ixodes scapularis (black-legged tick), 1513 nucleotides. RefSeq lists its product as uncharacterized. The record is from RefSeq and is a predicted model, not a curated record. Gene Ontology annotation, molecular function: zinc ion binding; nucleic acid binding. The transcript has 3 exons. The coding region runs from base 1 to 921 and encodes 306 amino acids. NCBI's taxonomy places the organism in Eukaryota, Metazoa, Arthropoda, Arachnida, Ixodida, Ixodidae.